CUUUCCCCAGAUGGUGACGAUGCUGAUCCUGAUCCUGUUGCCCAUGGCCUUUCUCUUGCCCCCUGGGGCUGGGGCUGGGGAGAUCAUCGGGGGACAGGAAGCCAAGCCCCACUCCAGACCCUACAUGGCCUAUCUGAAAAUACAACGCGGAAACAAGAGGUCUCGCUGCGGAGGGUUCCUGGUGGCGGAGAACUUCGUGCUGACGGCUGCUCACUGCAAUGGAGAUGAGAUCACUGUCACGCUGGGAGCCCAUCGCAUUAGUGAACAGGAACGGAGACAACAGAAAAUACCUGUGAGGCGGCAGAUCUGGCACCCGCGGUACAACAGAGAGAGCAUUAGCAAUGACAUCAUGCUGCUGCAGCUGCAUCACAAGGCGCGUCUGACCAAGGAGGUGGGAUUGAUUGAUUUGACUUCUGCUCAUCGCAGAGUGAGCCCAGGGACCAUGUGCAGCGUGGCUGGCUGGGGGAAGACCAGCUUGACCGAUACAACCAACAUCCUUCAGGAAGUGAACCUGUCAGUGAUAAGCGAUAAGACCUGUUACAACCGGUACCGUUACUAUUACCCCUCCAGCAUGCUGUGUGCAGGGGACCCUGACGACCAGAAGUCAAUUUAUUCUGGCGAUUCUGGAGGCCCUCUCGUGUGCUGUGGAGUGGCCGAGGGCAUCGUCUCCAAGGGCAUCAAGAACAGCACCGCCCCUCCUGCUGUGUACACGCGGAUUUCCCACUUCAUGCCCUGGAUCACUGACACCAUGAGAGGAAUCUAGCAACACAGAGCCCAUGGCCAGCCACAGCCUUCUGCUACGCAACCUGCUCCUGGAAACAUGUGAUCAGACUUCCCCGUUAGUCUGGGCCCAGCUACUCAUUGAUUUAUGGUCAACAUAGUCCUUGUGGCCAGAUCAGAGAUGGUGCCCUGUAAUGGGGAAAGGCCCGGGUCCCAUUCCCCACCCCUUUGAGCCAGCCAGUCCUCCACCCUGGGGCCGGACUGGAGCUGCCACCCCCUAGAGAGACCACAUACCACGUUCCUUUCAGCUUGUAUCCUGGAUAGUCUCUUUAAAGCACUGAGGAAAAUAUGCAACGUUCCCUGCUCUGUGGGUCACAGAUACAGCUUGUGAUGCACUAAAUGGCUUUUUGCAGCAGCUGCUGUUGGUGUCUGGACUCCUGAGUGUUUUGCUGAUUGUGAGAGGUGGGCUGCCCGACCCCCUCACACAGCCCAGUGUCCCUCUGAGUGGUGGUUUGGGUGUGGGGGUUGUGGGGUGUGAAACUACAGUUAAAGGGGACUUGUGGGGAGAAGGGAGAAAGGCCCCAAUUCAGCCAGGCACUGAGCACAUUCCGACAUUGCAGCCCAUGAGUAGCCCCUUUGCAUCCAAUCAGAAUAUGCAAGUGCUUAAAGUCAGACACCUGAUUAUGCACCUUGCUAAAUCAGAAGACAAAUAAGAUAGAUAGAUAGAUAGAUAGAUAGAUAGAUAGAUAGAUAGAUAGAUAGAUAGAUAGAUAGGCUGAGCCCUAAGUUGCUACAGUCCACACACAAACCCCUGGAGGUGCUUUGGACCAGGGCUAGGUGUCCUGACUGGUGGUGUCAGCUAGAA
Molecule: messenger RNA, 1585 nt
Organism: Chrysemys picta bellii (western painted turtle)
Lineage: Eukaryota; Metazoa; Chordata; Testudines; Emydidae
Source: RefSeq, a predicted model, not a curated record